AUGGACGAAAAUAAACGCCCUCCGAAGAAGAUACUCGUGCUGGGACCGUGCAAGGCUGGAAAGACAGCAAUUUCGAACUACUUGGGAGAGCAGGUGGACAUCGAAUCCCUUGGAGAAUACCGUCCGACAAAAGGAGUGCGAAUAGUUGAGUUCGAAAGCCACGAAUUGGAGAUUCAUCAGCAGAGGGUGGAAGUGGAUGUUGAGCUAUGGGAUUGCAGUGGAGAUUUGAAAUACCGCGACUGUUGGCCAGCGUUUCUGGAUGGCAUCGAGGGCGUUAUUCUAGUUGCUAAUCCUGAUGAGAAUAAAGGAGAAGAUCUAAAAAUGUGGUAUCAAGAAUUCAUUGCCAAAUCGAAUUUGGAUACUGAAAAUGUCUUGGUCGUUCUUAACGAAAUUGGAGAGAAACGAACGAAUGACGGGGCUAUUUCCGGAUUUGAAUUGCCGCCCCCACUAUCAGCAGCGGCCUGUGUUGCAUGUAAUCUUCAACACGAUGGCGAACAAUUACGCUUGGAGUUCAAUCAGUUUCUCGUGGCAAUCAUUGCUAAGAGCGAAGGAAUAGAUUGAAAUGGGGC
Molecule: messenger RNA, 569 nt
Organism: Cylicocyclus nassatus
Lineage: Eukaryota; Metazoa; Nematoda; Chromadorea; Rhabditida; Strongylidae
Source: the annotation of a GenBank genome assembly